Molecule: messenger RNA, 426 nt
Organism: Pyricularia oryzae 70-15
Lineage: Eukaryota; Fungi; Ascomycota; Sordariomycetes; Magnaporthales; Pyriculariaceae
Exons: 2
Coding region: 1-426 (141 amino acids)
Source: RefSeq, a predicted model, not a curated record
AUGCGUACUCCCAGCUUCGCUCAACUCCUUACCUCGGCGCUCGGUGCCUCAACUCUGGCCCACGGCCUUGAGUUGUCUUCCACACGGAUCUUGACUGGAGCCAUCGCCCUGCUCGCCGGCCAAGUCCAGGCCGCACCACAGUUCCUUCCUUGCUCCAUCGACGAUAACCAGAUUGGAUGCCGCAAGAAGCGCGACGUUGCACAGCCCGAGGUGGUCGCCAGGUCUCCCGAGCCCGAGCCCCAGUUCCUCCCCUGUUCCAUCGACGAUAAUCAGAUCGGCUGCCGCAAGAAGCGCGACGUCGAAGAGGCCGAGCUGGUCGCUCGGUCUCCCGAGCCUGAGCCCGAGGUUGUUGAGCGGUCUCCCGCCCCGGAGCCCAUCCCCCAGUUUCUUCCCUGCUCUAUUGACGACAACCAGAUCGGCUGCUAG